Malurus melanocephalus (red-backed fairy wren) is the source of this 3096-nucleotide messenger RNA. It is a transcript of the gene PDCL, whose product is annotated as phosducin like. NCBI's taxonomy places the organism in Eukaryota, Metazoa, Chordata, Aves, Passeriformes, Maluridae. The transcript has 4 exons. The record is from RefSeq and is a predicted model, not a curated record. Gene Ontology annotation, biological process: regulation of G protein-coupled receptor signaling pathway. The coding region runs from base 90 to 992 and encodes 300 amino acids.
GCCCAGAUCUACAGAUCUGAUUAAAAUUUCUUCUUCCAGGUCUUSAUAGAAGCUUGUCUUGGAAAGACCGGGAAGGAAUACAGAGCAUAAUGACUACUAUGGAUGAUAAGCUGCUUGGUGAGAAGCUGCAGUAUUAUUACAGCAGCAGUGAGGGUGAGGAUGAAGACAGUGAGAAGGARGAUAAAGAAGGGGAGAGCAGCAUUCCUGAAAGUGUGGGCGAGGUGGAGCUCAGCAGCGAUGGCAGCGCUGUCAACACAGGUCCCAAGGGAGUCAUUAAUGACUGGCGAAGAUUCAAACAGCUGGAAACAGAGCAGCGGCAGGAGCAGCGCAGGGAGAUGGAGCGGCUCAUCAAGAAAUUGUCCAUGACCUGCAGGUCUCACCUGGAUGACGAGGCUGAUAAGCAGAAGCAGAAAGAGCUUCAGGAAAAAAUCAAUGGGAAGAUGACUUUACAAGAAUAUAACAUGAUCCACAACGAUGAGGACGAUGAGGAGUUCUUGCAGCGCUACAGGAAACAGCGGAUGGAGGAGAUGAGGCAGCAGUUGUACAGUGGGCAGCAAUUCAAGCAGGUGUUUGAGAUCACCAGUGGAGAAGCAUUUCUGGACACCGUGGACAAAGAGCAYAAGAGCACACUGAUCAUGAUCCAUAUUUAUGAAGAUGAUAUCCCUGGCACAGAAUCCCUGAACGGCUGCAUGAUCUGCCUGGCUGCCGAGUACCCAGCAGUGAAGUUUUGCAGAGUGAAGAGCUCACUCAUUGGUGCCAGCAGUCGCUUCACUAACAAUGCUCUGCCAGCUCUGCUGGUCUACAAGGCCGGGGAGCUCAUUGGCAAUUUCGUGCGCAUCACUGACCAGCUUGGAGAAGAUUUUUUUGCUGUAGACCUGGAGGCUUUUCUGCAGGAGUGUGGCUUGCUGCCAGAAAAAGACCUGCUGCUCCUGACUUCUAUACAUAAUCCAUCUGCCUGUUACAGUGAAGACAGUGAUCUGGAAAUAGACUGAACCGUUUAUGCCAAGGGCCCGUAGGUGUAGUUGUGCUGUGGGAUGUUCUUGUGCUAGGGAUUGUUCUCUCUCCUCCCUCGUGUGAGUAUGUAUUCCUCCCCUUCAUGCAUUUCGACUUUUCCUCGUUAAAAGUAACAAGGAAUUCCUAACAUUUUCUUAAAUUAAUUCUCUAUGUACAACUAAAACAGUCUCAUUUCUAUGCAAUUCACGUGUAUUUUACUUACCACAAAGUUCUGACACAAUCCAGUAAGUUUAGGAAAUUGUCUGUUGUCAUGUCUCAUUGUGUUGUCAUGUCUCACAUGUKUCAAUUGAGGUGUGGCCACCAGCUCCCUAAGACAAGAACUGAGACUGCAAAUAAAGGCAUUUUAAAAACUCGAGACUUACUAACCUGGUGCUGAACUGCUCCAGUUAACAGUCCACAAUUUGUAGUCUCCUUCUUGGGAGUAUCUUCUUCUAACACUUGGCCUUAAGUUUUUGUUCCUUUCUCACAAAAAUAGCGACAACCCCUGGCUUCAUCCUGAAAAUUGCUUUGCAGCUGGAGAGAGUUCUUCCUCCCUUAACCUUCCCUGAGACACAAAUGCAAUUACAGCUCUUAAUACAUUCUUGGGUUUUAGAAUACCCAUCCUUGGAGUUCCUAGUAGUCACUUCAUCAGAAAAUGAGCUCUGCCUCUUCAGAGAGACAGUCUGCUACAAAGAGCUCCAGCAUGUGUGCUGAACAGCAGCAAGGAGAAUUUUGUUGGCAAAAUGCAGAAUUAGGACUUAAAUAACCUCAGAAUUUCAUCUCUYGCUGAAAUUACUAAAUCAGUGCUGAAGUUCUUUUCUGUCUGCCUUCAGUAGUAGUAAGUAGACURUCAUUACCUAAAUACAUGACCCAGUGUAAUGCCAUGUUUAAUGAUUCCAUUUAAUUGCAAUUUUUAUGUAAAGCACUUUGAAACACCAGGAAGAAAUGCAAAUGUAUCUGUGGAUCUUAAUAGAAUCUUAAUAAGAAUGGAUCUUGGACUAGGAAAAGGAGAAUUUCUAACUGUAUCUAUUUGAACUGUGUUUUAAAAAGUAGUAUGAGCAGAAAAAUAAAUAAUCUGUAAUUUAAAAUGACUGAGUUGGCACAAAUUGUAGAUGUUUUAAGGAAACUGGCAGAAAUCCAGGUUUUCAAAUGUGGUGAGAGAUUAUUUCUUUUCAUAUCAGAACUGCAGAAAAUAAACCCAUGUAAGUUAUAUGAAAUUGAAUCACUGAGUAUGGAUAUCAGCACAUUUGAGGAAAAUACCAAAGUAACUGUAACUUACAUCCAGGAUGAGAUUCAGUGAAGUCUGUCGUGCAGACWAGGGUGCAUUUUAGCAUCAUCAUAAAACCUUUCUUGGAGAGGGGAUCAAGGGAGAGCUGUCUGCUUGAAUUGCUUUGAAGUUUUAUUUUUAUAAAGUGUUUUUUUUUUCCCUCCUGUGGCAGCAAAACUGUAACAAGAUCAAACCCUCUCCUGCUGCUCUGUGUCCAGUGGCCUGGGGCAAGGUGACUCCUGGUGAGGAACCUCCUGUGCYCAGGUAUGGGAGAGGURGUUUGCAGUGCCAGUAGCAAAAAGKAGAAGAAAAAAGCUCUGAAUCCAAUUAAUCAUUGAUGUGGAAGAAUACAACAAGCACGAGGGAGYGAGGGGAAAGAAAAUGUGCCCUAACCCUGCUGCUUGUUCGUGYGCAGGCCGCGUGGCUGGGAGAGGGGAGACAAGGCUGAGCUGGGAAAAAAAGCUGCUGCUGCUUUUGCCCUUUCUUGAAGCUGAAUUUUCAAGGAGUUCUAUAAAUAGGAGUUGAAAAAGCACUUGUCAGGUAGGUGUGCUGCCUCUGGGGAAUGUUUUGUUUGGGAAGGAGCAGCGCAGUGCAGGAGGCAGCUGGCAAGGACGGGUGUUACAGACCCUCCCUGUUCCUCCAUGGGAUCACCUGGGUUUGCUCMCAGUUAAUGAUGUUCCCGUACAAACAGCAGGGUUUGAGUGCACAGGGAAGCACUCAUGGCUGCUUGGUGAGGCAGGGAUGAAAUCCCAGGAUGAGCUCAAUAUGGACAUUUAAUCCUGGUGCCAGCAUGGGUGCCAGGCUGUACAGAACAAAAUUCAUUAAAGAAGAGGUUA